UAUACUGUACGGUACGUGUGUGUGCAUAUGUGACAAUAAUGGCCUCUCCAAAAAGACUCGAAGUUGAUACAAAAGUGAUUGAUUUUAUAAAGCUCUUCCCGUCGCUCAAAAUAACAGACGAUGCUUUCAGCAAAGCUAAGAAGGUAACAUGCAGUUUGACUGGUCAUGAAUUGCCAUGCAGACUUGCUGAACUGGAGAAGUACACCAAUGGCAAGAGGUUCAAGACUGCUCAGGACAGAGACAAAGACAAGUUUGAACAGUACAAGCCACACAUUGUUCCUAGUACCAAGAAAGGAAGAGAGAAUCAGUUGUUCUGCACAUUGACUGUGCGUCACAUCAACCGUGUACCAGCUCAUGUGGAACGUCAUGUCAAUGGAAGGAGGUACAAGAAAGCCCUAGAAAAAUAUGAAGAAUGCCAGAGACAAGGUAUCAAAUUCAAGCCUCUUGCACGGAGCAAGAAGAAAGAGAGUGAUUCUGAUUCUGAUAUCAAGAAGUAUAGCCAUCAUGCCGACAGUGAUACCAGUGAUUCUGAAGAUGAGUCAGAUGACAGUAUGAGUGAUUUAUACCCUCGAGAAUAUUUUGAGAGAUUGCAAGAUGGAGGAGAAGAUGAUGGUGACUCUGAUUUUGAUAUCGAGAACAAUGACUGUGGAUUAAGUACUCAAAACGAAUCUAAACCUACACCUAGUGGUCAAGCUAAACGAAAGAAUAAAUCAAAGAAAGGAGGAAGAAGAAAGUUUGCCAAAACUCAAUCAACAAAUUUAUCACAGAAUGGAAUGACUGAAAAGAAGGGGAAAAGGAGAAAAGGGACUGGUAUGACAUGAUUUUAAAAGAAAGUUCAUCUGAUAUCUGUUGCCAUUUACUACAUUUGCACAAUUUUGUUAUGUUGAAAUAAGCAGAACAUUAUACCCAGGAGUAAUUAUGAACAUACUUGUUUUGGAAGCAGAAGGUGGAGAAGAUGAAGAAGAAAGUGUAGUGAGGCAGGCAAAUUGAUUAAAAAGCAAAUAUAUUCUUGGUAUUUAGGAGCAAAGUGGAGCAUAAGUGAGUCCUAUAAAAACCCUUUUUUAAAUAUAUUAAAAUACAUUUAGGUCUAUAUGAAUCUUAAAAGGAAUAUCAAUGCAAUAUGAAAAAUAAUUAUAAUGGCAAUUUUGAAUAUAUUUAGAUUGCAAAACCAAAGUCCUUAAAUUGACCCAUCUGUCAAUGUUGAGUCAUCCAAGACCCCUAUAUGUUUUUCAAAGAUGCAGUGUUGUUAAUUAAAAGAAAGUAUAUGUGAGUGGUGAAAUCAUGACAGGUCUUUAUAUCUGUAACUUACUGGUCAAACAUUCCCCUCAAAGUAGACAAAAAAUUGUGUUUAGACAAAAUCUUGCAAAAUGAAAUGGCUGGUCAUGUGUUGAUAAGGGUAUACUUAUAUAUACUGUGACAAUAUUUCAAGGCUUCUCAAUAGUGCUCAACUCUACCAACCUUCAUUUAUGUGUUUUGUAUCUUGGGGUGGUUAACAAAGUAUGAAUUUAAUUCACACUUGAAUUCCUAGUUGUGUUAGGUAUAUAUCAAUUUGGUCUGAUCAUCUGAUGAUGCUCAAGUGAAACUUGCCACUGCUGAAUUAUUAUUGAAAUUUAACAAUGAAUUCACUUGUGCAGUGGCAGUUGAAUGUGCAUGCAGUUGAUAGGUCUGUGUUUUAAUACUUAAGUGGGCAGUGAUCAAAUCCCCCCUCUACAAAAUCUCAUGAAUUGCAAGACUGCAAGAUCUGGUAAAAUUAAAUCAAUUUAUUUUUUAAGUAUGGUUCAAUGAUAAUCCAACAUUGAAAAGAGUUUCAUUGUGUUUCAUAUGAGUCCAUUUAAUUUAAUCCCUUUAUUAAAGGAAGUUAUUUUCCCCCCAGACGAUGCAUCCAAACAUGAUUUGCUCCAUAUAUUUUCUCUUAUUUUGCAAAACCUUUUAUUUAUUUAUUAUAAAGUGGAAAGGCUGUACUUUGUUACAAUGCCAUUCUUAAUGUGCAGCACCUUUCAACUGAGUCAAGAUCACACAUUUCCCCACCAAUAUACAAGGUGCCGUGGCUGAGUGAUCUAAGGCUCCUCACUAGAUAUUUUAAAGUCCAGGGUUUGAUCCCAGCCAAAGGCAUCUGUGCCAGUGAGCAAGGCAUUUAAUCAACAGUGCUCUUUUAUCCUAAAUUCAAGUAAAUGGAAAAGUGUGUGGACUUGUUGAAAUAUUUUUUUUUAUCCCAAACAGAGUGGAAUCAAAUGUUCUGACUCUUUCGGGUGUGUGUGACCUCACAAGUGGCAGAGCAAACAAUUGGUGUGGAUUAGGUGACCCUAAUAGGGUGUUGCAAGAAAUUUGGGUUUGAUUGCAAGCUUCUUAAUAGCAAUGCAAAUUCAAUUGGCGAUCCAUUACAACUUAAGGUCGGUCCAGAGCAGCUGCAAAUAUGUAGUUUAUUUGAUUUGCAAUCAAUUGCUCCUCAAACUUACUUGCAACACCCCAUGAAUCUAAUGAAUUAUUUCCCCCCUCUGCAACAAUACACCCCAAUUAGAGUAACUGAUAAAGAUGUAGAAAAGCAAUUACCAAAUUAAAGGAGAUGCUUUUAUCUGCAUUCAGCUAAUUAGUUAUCCAUGUAUUGGAUCAAAGAAUCCACUGUUGACGACCUUCCUACUGACUGGUAUGAUUUAAGUCGCACCUUAUUCUGUAUAAAAAAAAAAGAAUAGACCUUUAGAUCUGUAUUGUAUUGUUAGUGCAAUGU
Molecule: messenger RNA, 2725 nt
Organism: Lytechinus variegatus (green sea urchin)
Lineage: Eukaryota; Metazoa; Echinodermata; Echinoidea; Temnopleuroida; Toxopneustidae
Product: surfeit locus protein 2-like
Exons: 6
Coding region: 39-821 (260 amino acids)
Source: RefSeq, a predicted model, not a curated record